AUGGACGAUGGACCAACGACCCCCGCUGGUCUGGGCCAGCAGAAACGACCCCGCGUUGCGGAGGAGAACCGCAAGCGUGCCGUUCGAGCGUGCGAUGGGUGUCGUCGCGUGAAGGAGAAAUGUGAGGGUGGCGUGCCCUGUCGUCGAUGUCUGCGUUAUCGUCGGCAAUGCAUCUUCACUCACCCCGACCAUGCGGAGAAGAUCGCACGGUCUUCCUCAAUAUCUCUUCUAGAACGAACUGCAGGCCUUAGUCGAAAUCAGCUGGCCGACUCGGAACGGGUUCGGUACAUGGAGCAGAUCCUGCAGCAUUAUAUCCCAAAUAUCUCCUUCGACCUCCAGUCUCUUCGGAAAACUGCGGAAGAAUUGAAACAUAGACAUCGAGGGCCGGACUCGGAUGCAGGUCCUUCGGUUCGCCUGGAGGAGGAAGAUCUCGAGGACCUAGCCAUUGACGAUGAAGAUUUUACCAUCAAGGCGUUGCCGGAUAAUACAACCCAAUAUUCCGGGGAAUUUUCCUAUUUGAAUUUUUCCAUGAAAAUUCGACAAAAGAUCGAUGAAUGGAUGAAAGCAGCAGCUCCAGAGGCAUCGACCGAAACAGAGCCGUUUGAGGAGCGAUGGCGAGCAACACAGCUACAGUCUGGGUCGUCGUUGGUAUCAGCAUCGAUCACCUGUCUUCCACCACGCUUCGUGGCGGAUUUCCUGGUCCAGAUAUUUUUCAAAUACGCACAGACUAAUAACUUCUACGUUGAAGAAGACUGGCUGCGAGACAAACUAAACAUAUGCUAUACGAACCCGUCGACUCUUUCGUCGAACGAUGCUGGAUCCGUGUGCUCUAUUUUGAUGGUUCUGGCUGUCGGCACGCAGUUUGCCCACAUGGAAUCAGCCACCCCUGUCAAUCGUCUGGCGUCGGACCUGUCGCUCACAGAGGACCAUCAUUUUUCGGAAGACGAAGUGGGUUUGACGUUCUAUCAAUUCGCGUCGAAAUUGCUUCCAGACAUUAUCGCUACUGCUUCGGUGCGGAGCGUUCAGGCUUGCUUGCUGAUUGGGACGUAUUUAUUGCCUCUUGACACCUCGGGUCUUUGCUAUACGUAUUUCGGUCUGGCUCUCAAAAUGGCCAUCCAAAAUGGCAUGCAUCGGAAGUAUCUCGGUGAGGGCGUUUCUCCCCGAAUGAUUGAGGUGCGCAACCGAGUUUUCUGGACAGCCUACACGAUUGAAAAACGGGUUAGUAUUCUCCAUGGGAGGCCUGUGUCCUUGUCGGAUGCCGACGUAGAUGCUGCGAUGCCUGUCGAUUUUCCCGGCUUGAAGCCGGCCGGACAGGUCUCGAACCAUACCAAUAUGAUAACACUAAUCACGUUGACUCUCAAACUGGGAGAAGUUGCUAAUGAAAUAUCUCUCCUACGAAAGUCUCGGAAAGGUCAGCAACAAGACUGUCUCGAGAGAAUGCUUACUCUGCGAAAGAACCUUGUAGAUUGGUGGUCUACAUUGCCUGAAGAGACCAAUUGCCGAGAUCUGAACCCGGCAGGGCCCCUGUUUCGCUCCAAUUUGCAUCUGAAGUUAGAUUACUGUUUGACAAGGAUUUUUCUUGGACGGCCGUUCCUGUUCAGCAGCAUGAAGGGUGUCAAUCUAACCACCUUGCUUGGUCCGGGCUAUAAGUUGCCGUCCGGCCUCUCCAAGAACCGUUCAAUUCUGGUUACUGAUUGUGUCGAGGCUGCAUUGGAGAUUAUCGAUCUCUGCCGGCUGCUCCGCGACGAGACCGGUCUCGCUCGCGCCUCUUUCACCGAAUUCAGCUCAUGCCGUGCGGCUCUACUAGUCAUCCUGGCGCAAAGCUUGACCAAACGGACAGAACGACUCCGCGAGGCACUUGAGAAGGGUAUGGCGUUGAUCAAGAUCAUGUCAAUGGGGGUCGGGUCCGCUCGAUCGGCCGUCAGCGUUAUCGAGGCUCUGGAAAGAGCCAUCCGUCGCUUGGAAGAGUGGAGUGAAAACCAUGCGCCAGGCGGUUCCGGGGCCGCCGAAUCCGCAUAUGACCGCUUCAAGAACUGGGAGAUGUUGUGGAAGACGGGGCCUAUCUCGCCAGAAACCGUACAAUUGCACGAGCCAUAUUCGACAGGGCCAAGCGGAUUACCGCAUGUUCCCGUUACACCGUUGACAAACACCUCCAAUAAUAACGACCCUAUGGACAGCGAGAUGGCGAGUACCGACAUCACGGGCUCUUCGGACUUUUCCGCCUCUCAUACCACUUUGUCCCACAUGCCGCAUUUUGGGUUCGACCAUUUUGUCUCCAACCUCCCGCAGGAGUUGGGGGAGUUCAAUGCUAUUCCCUGCUUUGAGGCUGAUGCUCAGCAGUGUCUCGCUGGCGAUAUUAAAAAUCCCGAUACGAGAUGGAUGCAAUUCAUGAAUGAUUGA
Molecule: messenger RNA, 2400 nt
Organism: Aspergillus tanneri
Lineage: Eukaryota; Fungi; Ascomycota; Eurotiomycetes; Eurotiales; Aspergillaceae
Product: Zn(II)2Cys6 transcription factor
Exons: 7
Coding region: 1-2400 (799 amino acids)
Biological process (GO): regulation of DNA-templated transcription; DNA-templated transcription
Molecular function (GO): DNA binding; DNA-binding transcription factor activity, RNA polymerase II-specific; zinc ion binding
Source: RefSeq, a predicted model, not a curated record